UUUAAAUUUCGCGAUGUUAAGCGCUUUAAAGAAUUCCAGGCCGAAGGAUCAAGAGGUUUAUGCCAAUGUGAUUGACGGGCUUGGCAAAUUGUACUUUAAAAAACUUCUUCCACUUGAAACUUUGUACAAAUUCCAUGAUUUCCACUCGCCUCCACUUGAAAAAAGCGACUUCGAGUCGAAGCCAAUGGUUUUGCUUAUUGGUCAGUAUUCCACUGGAAAAACAACUUUUAUACGUUACCUAAUUGGUGAGGAUUUCCCUGGCAUCCGAAUAGGUCCCGAACCAACUACAGAUAGUUUCAUAGCUGUCAUGAACGAUGCAAGAAGCGGGAUUAUUCCUGGGAAUGCUCUCGUAAUGGAUUAUUCAAAGCAAUUUCGACCUCUUUCUAAAUUUGGAAAUGGUUUUUUAAAUCGUUUUCAGUGUGCACACAUGCCAAAUGGUGUUUUGGAUGGAAUAACGUUUAUUGAUACACCCGGUAUUUUGAGUGGCGAGAAGCAACGUGUCGAUCGUGGUUACGACUUCUCAGGUGUUAUUGAGUGGUUCGCAGAGCGCGCAGAUAGAAUCAUCUUGCUUUUUGACGCUCAUAAACUGGAUAUAUCGGACGAAUUCCGGCGGGUUAUCGAAGUUUUAAAGUCGAACGAAGACAAAAUACGUAUUGUUUUAAAUAAGGCAGAUACAAUUGAUUCUCAACAACUUAUGAGAGUGUAUGGUGCUUUAAUGUGGAGUUUAGGAAAAAUAUUAAAUACACCUGAAGUAGCACGUGUAUAUAUUGGUAGUUUUUGGGACCGCCAGUUAGUAUUUGAUACCAACAGAAAGUUGUUUGAAUUAGAGAAAAUGGAUUUGUUUCGUGAUUUGGCUACUCUACCUGCAAAUGGUACUCUGAGAAAAUUAAAUGAUUUCAUUAGACGUGCUCGUCUUGCCAAAGUUCAUGCUUAUGUUAUUUCGCAUUUGAAAAAAGAAAUGCCAACAAUCGUUGGUAAAGAUGCUAAGAAAAAGGAGCUUAUCAAUAAUUUAUCCAAAGUAUACGACACCAUAUCACGUACACAACAUAUAUCAAUUGGUGAUUUCCCUAACAUUAACAGAAUGCAAGAAUCCUUAGAAGUACAUGAUUUUAGAACAUUUCCUGCACUACAACCAAAACUAAUCAAAGCUGUCGAUGAAAUGUUAUCGAGUGAAGUAGCAAAACUAGUACAAAUGAUUCCAAUGAAAAUAUAAUAGCGAUUCAAAUGAAAAAAUCUACGUUUCCGCCUAGUUGAAAUGACGAUGAAUUCAUAACACACAGACGAAACUUGUCAGAAAUGUGUAUUUAUUUGAUUUUUCCAUAAUGAAGUGAGAUCGACAUGAUCUACAGGAUGAUGUUAUUAUUGGUUACAAACUAAAGAAAGAGGAUAUAGAAUAAUGUGUUUACUGCAGUAAGUGUCAUCAAACUGAAGAAAAUGCAGAAUGAAUACAUUCUCUGCAUUACAAACAUUUUUACGUUAUAUAAUCUAUUCUCCGAUAAUGGAUCAUAAUUAUCUUACGUGCCCAACUAGGAAAUUUGCACAUCCCUACACAAUUCAGACUAACUGUUAAUGACUUCGCAAAGUGAUGCUAUAUCUUCAUAUCAUCAGGGUUUUAACCUAUUUCUAGUCUACUCCUAUUCUAGUCAAUACGAAUAGUGUUGAGUGGUAGCUGGUUAUACAUAAUAAACAACUUGGUCACCUAGAUGGUAGAAGGUUUACAACUGCAUCAACUGACUCAUCGUCUUAAAUUUGUGCUUUAUGUCUUGGUAGAUUUCAUUACACGCAAAGAUUACCUCGAAAAUGUUUUUCGCAAGAUACUAAUAACCUAUUCAGAUAUUUUGCUCUACAUGACUGUUAUUUACUGACUUGGAGUGAUACAAAGUGAAAUAUCUCACAAUAUACUCAUGAUGUGUUUGACGGCAUCGGUAAUGCAAAAUUUUGAUAAUUUUCAAAAUGUAAACUAAGGUUCAUCAUAUAAUAUCAAUACUUUUGCUUAUUCAAAACAACUAGAUAUUUAUCUCAGCUUAUUCAGUGUAGCUUUGAUUAAGAUAAAUUUCAUGUAGGGAACUUCUUAAGUCGAUCCUCUUCAAACCCACUCCCGUUUAAUAUUUCUCUUUAGUUUGUUUCGACAUUUCUCAUUACUUUUCUUUUUUUAUGUUAUUGAGAGCAGUGUUAAUUAUAGUUUAUAUACUAUAGAGUGCGAAGUUCUAUUCCACUCAGUUCAUUCAUCAAUUAACAACCUGUCUUUACACGGUCAUUACCAAUGAUAAAUUGUUAAUUAUCCAGUAAAUAUGCACAUAAUUAAUUGUAACUGAUUGUUAUUAUUAUUUCUAUCAAUUGAUCAUUUCAAUCCAUUGAUUUAGAUACAAAUUGUUGAACACAGAUAUCAACAUACAUAAACAUGUCUGAUGUUUGUUUGUUUUUGAUAUUUUUAACAUUUAAAAGGUUGAAUUACUAUUAUUAAAAUAGUGAUUCAGAGUCAAACAUAUGUAGCAUAUUUUUUUCGACAUUGAAUACUAAUACAUAUGUCCGAUAUUGAUUGUUUACAAUAUCAGCAAUACUAUACCACUGAUUUCACUUCAUAAUAUAAAUUCAAAGAACUAUGGACAUCUACUUCGCUCUAGAUUGAUAUUUCAUAAUUCCCAGUCAUUUCUAUGAGUGCAAAAUUAUCCAGUCAUUUGGGUCAGAAUUUCAUGAUCCAUGUUUCUCAACUUCAGUCAUCCCAUGAUUUGACAUCAUUACUGUCUUGAUUGUGAUGUGUUCGACCUGUAUCAUAAAGUCUGGUCGAUUGGCAUCGAUUUCUAGUCUGAAUUUCCACCCCACAAGUUACAUUGCAAUACUAGAUCUAGGAAAUUUUCCCAUAUUAAAAGGAAUCCCUAUUGAUCAAUGAAUUAUCAUUCAAAUAAUUAGAUACAGAUGGUAACCCUAAAAAUUAUUAGAAAUACUUCUCUAAUAGUUUAUGCCUUUAGUUUGGCAAACAGGUGUAGGUCAACACAUUUUUUAAUAAUUUUCCUCCUAAGAAAUCAAUAAUUACAUACCAAACUAGUAAUUUGUUUUGGCUUCCGUUUUAUGGAAUUAUAAUAAAAAUUUUGUUCCCGUUACACUGACUAUCAUGUUGUUUUUCAAUUGUUUUUAUAUUUAAUGAUGACAGUCCUUUGAACUUUCUUUGGUCAAAAAAUACUAUUUUUAUGCCUGUUACAGAGUAAACAGUUUUAUUGAAUAAAUUUAAAUUGACGUUCUUCCUAUGUAACGGUUUGUUUUUUAAUAGGAACGUGAUGCAAUCGUAGAAACACAUGGUCCAGCUGUUACAGGUGGUGCAUUCGAUACAUCUGGUACACCAUUCAGUUUUCAUGCUGGUGAAGGAUUUGAAGAGGGUCGCUUUGAAAAGGAUUGGAUUGUUGAUCGUUUUAGAGAACCAUGGGAUAAAGAGUUUGACAAACUAAAUCCUGUGGAUGGUAAAAUCAGUGGUGAAGCUUCACGUAGUCAUAUGGUCAAAUCCAAUUUACCUUAUAGUGCAUUGAAAAAUAUUUGGAUACUAGGUGAUAUUGAUCGUGAUGGUUGUCUAGAUGCUGAUGAAUUCGCUUUAGUCUGUUAUAUAAUGAAAUUAAAACUAGAAGGCUACGAAUUACCGCCUACACUUCCUGCCCAUUUAGUACCACCAUCUAAAAGAAAUUCUGAACAAGCACUUCGUAAUGGUUACCAUCAAGAAUAAUGCUCACGGCAAAAGUUUUUAUUUAUUGACUAAGAAGAACACACAAACCCCACGCCAAAACAGGGACAAAGAACUACUGUCAGUUUAUCUUGGGUUUUUUUGUCGCUGCCAUUAAUUAUAACAUUUGCUUCCCACUUUUUUUUCAGACGGAUAAUCUAGUCUAAAAAUUUUAUCACAUAAUAAUAAUCUUAUGUUUUGGAAAUUUUUCUUUGCAAUUUCAGCAUGCCAGUUAAUCUCUACAAACAUUUUUGGUAAUACCUUGUAUACCAUUAUUACUAACGAAAUAGUAUAUUUCAGUUCUGUAUAAAAAGAUAUAAGAAGGAGGUCAUGAUAAUUUUCUUACACUGGAUAGUUAUCAUACUCCUUUUGUUUUUCAUGUGCCUUUUCAAUUUGUUUGUUUGCUCUUGUUUGGAUAUUGUUUUGUUUUGGUUUUACAAAUCUCAUAUACAACAGAUCUCUAAUAGUCUUUUUAAGUUUUUCCAUCCUUAUUACUACUAAUGUUAUCCUUAUAUUAUAAUUGUUUAUGCUAGUUUGUUUUAUUUUUUUGAAGGAAAGAGGUAAAGGAAUAAAAUUGGCCAGAACAUUAAACAAUUUUUUGUUUGUUUGUAAAGUUUCAAAGUAAUACAUUAACAUAUGUAAGAAUAUAAAUGGUUAUAUAUUCACUAGGAUUAUUACAAAUACCUUUCGCUUUUAUUCUGUUCUAUGAAUAUUCAUUUAAUACAUGAAAUUUGUGAUAAAAAGUAUAAAAUCAUAUAUUGUUUCCGAUUAUAAAUGAUUGUUUACGCUAAUAAUAUCUGAUAUUGUUUGUUUUAUUCAC
This is a messenger RNA of Schistosoma intercalatum, 4529 nucleotides long. The record is from the annotation of a GenBank genome assembly. Lineage: Eukaryota; Metazoa; Platyhelminthes; Trematoda; Strigeidida; Schistosomatidae.